Cutaneotrichosporon cavernicola is the source of this 918-nucleotide messenger RNA. RefSeq lists its product as uncharacterized. Bases 1 to 918 code for a protein of 305 amino acids. The record is from RefSeq and is a predicted model, not a curated record. Lineage: Eukaryota; Fungi; Basidiomycota; Tremellomycetes; Trichosporonales; Trichosporonaceae. The transcript has a single exon.
AUGGCAACCCUCACUAUCCCGUCGCCACACAGGCACGCGCUCCACCUUGAGCGCAAGCGCUCGCUCACUCACCCCAAGACCAUCGACAUCCCCUCCAAGGCCACAGUCUACUCCUCUACGCCUGCCAGACACAGAGGCCGGGCGGAACAGAGCGUUCCAACGGGCCGCGGGCGCGAUGCAUCCCCUAAAGCCCUACCAAACCUCAACGACCUCACCCCACCUCCCACUCCCUCCCUCCCCGCCGUAGCCGGGCGUCGAGUGAGCGCCACAGCCCUCGCAGCACCUGUCUUCCAGGCGCACCACCAACCGCCGCCACCCAUCACAUCGGGUAUCCCACACUCCGACCCGAUCUUGUACCUGCCACCCCUACUCUCGCGGCUGCCCCGGGCGCACGAACAUGUCUCGGAGCAUAGUACCGAGUUCGAUACCCGUCUUCCCGACAUUGACCCCGCCUCACUAUUCCUCCACCAGGCGCUCCACUACUUCCGGCCUCGUGACGGCAAGUACGCUGCGAGAGACUAUCCCGACGCGUUCAACUGGCACGACCUCGCCCUUCCCGAGCAAGUCGAGCGCGAGUGGUACGCUGUUGUCUUCCGGUCACGCCGCCGCCCUGAAUCUUCCAGCUUGUCGCUAUACGCUGCGGACCGCGCCGCUCAUGCUGAGGCAGUCAUGAACGGCGGCCUCGUUAUGUACUGGUACGGUGUGCCGGACGAGAUGGGCUUCAACCUCGCCACUUGCAUCUGGCAGUCACGCAAGCACGCCGUCAACGCCAUUUCGGGGCCCAAGCACAUUGACGCCAUGAAACAGGCUCGGGGCGCAUACGAGACGUACGAACUUGAGCGCUGGAUCAUCACCAAGCCACGUGGGCAGACCGGCCUCAUCAUCGAGCGAUGGGACGGCGGCGACGUCGGAUGGUAG